AUGCUCGUCAACUUGCCACGUAAUUCUAGCGACAAAAUCGAGCGCACUUCGAACACAAGCUACACCGGCACAGCGCCGAUGCCGCGCCUCUGGUAUCAUAUGUUGGUUGUCGAGGCUAGUUUGGGAGCUAAUUCGUGGAAGACUGGUGCGUUAAACGCCUGGCUUGGACUCUGCUUCAUAGCUUCUUCGAGCUGCGGAGCCGAUCUUCUCAGUAGCCGAGGUGGUGGUGCCGGGGGGCCGUGGCUGAUUACACGAACAGACCGACUGGCUCACUUGUGGCCGCUGCGCCAGCGCCGACGCCUCUGCCUCUCUCCACCCCGCCAGCACUCCGACAGUGCCGAGGGGGUUGACCAGGCCCGACCGCAAUUCCACCUCCCCCCGCCCCAGACCCCCCUUCCAACAACAGCAACUGAGGGCGCGCAAGUCAUGACCGCUUCUUCCUCCACCGAACAACGAAUCCACCCGACUGGACACGACUUUAGUGAAUCCCAUGUUGCUCUAGAUGUUGAGGCACUUCAGCUGAGCGCUAUUUCAUUGGGCAGCAGCGAGGCAGCCGCAAGUGCUGCCGUGUCGGAUUUGGUGACCGUUAAGACGGCCGCCAACACCUCCUCCCUCUACUCGCCCUCUACACACGCCCUAAACAGCUCACUAGAGCACCUGCCUCGACCAGUGCGGUGGUUGGUGUCAUCCAAGGGUCGUAUGACUACGGUCGCUUUGCGCGCACUCAACGCUCUCCGCAAGCAACGCAACAACGGUGCUGACAGUUGGAAGCGGGCGCUUUCCGUUUCUUCCUCGAUGAAUAAUGGCAGCGAUGGCGCUAUUACCCAGUCCAUUUCCAGUCCUGAUUGGUUCCAACACCACCCGCUCGAUUCUGUGAUCAAAUCAAAGACCCGAAGCACAUCGCCGUCGCAUUGUUCGUCCGCUUCGGCAACUCAGCGCUCCUUGUCUGACACCUUUGUAUUUCGUGGCCUCAUUCUGCCUGUUGACGUGAGCACCCUCGGCAGGAACUGCUUUUGUGACUCUCCACAGAGACAAGAGACUCCAACUGUUGAGCCACAAUUGAAUGUGGUCAGCGGUUAUGACUCUUAUGAUACAAUCACUGGGUUUCUAGCCGAAGUAGACACCGAAGCGGGGUCCUGGCAUUGCGACGUUUUGGAAGCCAUCGAAAAUCUCAUGAACUGUGUUCUCAUCGGCCGAGUUGACUCCAGCCUCGUUGAGCUCUACACCAAGGCGGUUAUGCGUCGAUCAGAAGGAUCCCCCAGCCACAUCGGCGCCUGUCUCCAUUCCGAGGUCGCUCAGCUACUCUCCAACUACUCGUAUUCCCGCCUAGCUCGUACUAUUGCUCAGUCCUUCCUCUCGGAGUUUCCUCCGUUUGUUGAGGUGAGUCCUGAAACCGUGAUGGUUUGA
Molecule: messenger RNA, 1407 nt
Organism: Mesocestoides corti
Lineage: Eukaryota; Metazoa; Platyhelminthes; Cestoda; Cyclophyllidea; Mesocestoididae
Source: the annotation of a GenBank genome assembly